Messenger RNA from Taeniopygia guttata (zebra finch), 510 nucleotides. It is a transcript of the gene NDUFC2, whose product is annotated as NADH:ubiquinone oxidoreductase subunit C2. Gene Ontology annotation, cellular component: respiratory chain complex I; mitochondrial inner membrane. Gene Ontology annotation, biological process: mitochondrial electron transport, NADH to ubiquinone. NCBI's taxonomy places the organism in Eukaryota, Metazoa, Chordata, Aves, Passeriformes, Estrildidae. The record is from RefSeq and is marked provisional.
GCUCCCGCGGGCACCUUGGGCGGCGGCAGCCAUGGCGUUCCUGCCCGACGAGUCGCGGGCGCUGCCGCCGCCGCCGCUCCUCAACAAGGGCUCGGUGUGGCUCGGGUUCGUGGGGUGGAUGUCGGCGCUGAUGGACAACGCCUUUAACCAGCGCCCCAUCUUCCGAGCCGGUAUUCACCGGCAGGUCCUGUUAGCCAGCCUGGGAUACUUUGUUGGCUACCAGCUGGUGAAACGCGCAGAGUACGUGCAUGCCAAGGCAGACAGAGAGCUCUUCGAGUACAUCAGGCACCACCCGCUGGACUUCCAGUCACCAACAGAAAAGAAAAGAAUAGGGCAGCUCUUGGAGGAUUUCUACCCAAUUCGCUGAGUGGUGACACAACACAGAAAGAAUUCCUGCCAUCCUGAGAACUUCAGCAAGGUGGCUGCAACUCUUGAACCGUCCAUGGCUAAAAAGAUGAAACUUUACUCACUUUCAUGUAAUAAAAGCUUCAUUAAAUAGUUAUUGUUUAA